UGCCGGCGACCGGGUUGGGCUGUGACGCUGCUCCUCGGGGUCAGAAUGUCAUACCCAAGCUAUCCUCCCACAGGCUACCCACCUUUCCCUGGAUAUCCUCCUGCAGGUCAGGAGUCAUCUUUUCCCCCUCCUGGUCAGUAUCCUUACCCUAGUGGCUAUCCUCCAAUGGGAGGAGGGGCCUACCCCCCAGCACCAAGUAGUGGCUACCCAGGAGCUGGAGGCUACCCUGCCCCUGGAGGUUAUCCAGUGCCUGGAGGCUAUCCUGGUGCACCACAGCCAGGGGGAGCUCCAUCCUAUCCCGGAGGCCAAGGGUUUGGAGCCCCACCAGGUGGAGCAGGCUUUUCUGGCUAUCCACAGCCACCCUCACAGUCUUAUGGUGGUGGCCCAGCACAGGUCCCACUACCUGGUGGUUUUCCUGGAGGACCAAUGCCUUCCCAGUAUCCUGGAGGACAAACUCCUUAUUUUAGUCAGAUCAGUACAGAAUCCUUUCCUUCCUAUCCUGUUUUCUCUCCUGUUUCUUUGGAUUAUAGCAGUGAAGGAAAUCAAGGAACAAUUCAACCAGCUGCCAGCUUUGAUGCCAUGAGAGAUGCAGAAGUUCUUCGUAAAGCAAUGAAGGGUUUUGGGACAGACGAGCAGGCAAUUAUAGACGUUGUAGCCAACCGUUCCAAUGAUCAAAGGCAGAAAAUUAAAGCAGCUUUUAAGACCAUGUAUGGCAAGGAUUUAAUCAAAGAUCUUAAAUCAGAGUUAAGUGGAAAUAUGGAAGAACUGAUCCUUGCCCUGUUCAUGCCACCUACAUAUUAUGAUGCCUGGAGUUUACGGAAUGCGAUGAAGGGAGCAGGAACUCAGGAACGUGUAUUGAUUGAAAUUUUGUGUACAAGAACAAAUCAAGAAAUCCGAGAAAUUGUCAGAUGUUAUCAGUCAGAAUUUGGACGAGACCUUGAAAAGGACAUUAGAUCAGAUACUUCAGGGCAUUUUGAACGUUUACUUGUAUCCAUGUGCCAGGGAAAUCGUGACGAGAACCAAAAUGUUAACCACCAACUGGCUCAGGAAGAUGCUCAGCGUCUGUAUCAAGCCGGUGAGGGGAGAUUAGGGACAGAUGAGUCUUGCUUUAACAUGAUUCUUGCCACAAGAAGCUUUCCUCAGCUGAAAGCUACCAUGGAGGCUUAUUCCAGGAUGGCUAAUCGAGAUUUGUUAAGCAGUGUUGGCCGUGAGUUUUCUGGAAACGUUGAAAGUGGUUUGAAGACCAUCUUGCAGUGUGCCCUGAACCGCCCUGCCUUCUUUGCUGAGAGGCUCUACUAUUCAAUGAAAGGUGCCGGCACAGAUGACUCCACCCUGGUCAGGAUUGUGGUCACUCGAAGUGAGAUUGAUCUCGUACAGAUAAAACAGAUAUUCAGUCAGAUGUAUCAGAAGACCCUGGGCAUGAUGAUUUCAAGUGACACAAGUGGAGAUUACCGAAAGCUUCUUCUGGCCAUCGUGGGCCAGUAGGAGAAAUUUUUUUUAAACAAAUGAAGCUAUUCAAAGCUUAUCCUUCAAAGCAAUGACUGACCUGCAUGCAGCAACACCAGCCACCUAAACAAAAGAGCUUUUCCUAAGGACUGUGUCAGGGUAUUGUGCUUGGUUUGCACAUGGGGUUAUUGCCUUAAUUCCAGUGUUUUCUUUUUCUCUUUAUAUACAAUCAAGUAAAGCCAUAUCACAAUGAUAUAGUAAUAAUGCAAUGUUUGUAAAGCAUAAUUCUCACUGCUCUUAUUCUAAAUAGGAUACCAAAUUGAAUAAAAUCACAACAGUCUCUAAUUCUGUGCAAUCAUAUUGAAUAAAAAAGUUCAAUAUUGAAUAAAUUUGAAUAGAUAAUACUGAGUUAAAAAGAAAACCUCUGCCUUCCACUGGACAGUUAUAGUUGGUUGUAUGUCAAAACUGUAUUACUCUUUUAAAAAAUUCAGCUCUUUUGACCUAGAAGAGUAAUUUGCAUCUUAUUUUACAUAAAUUGGUAUUCUAUUUCAUAAAUACUAAAUUUCCCACAUAGAAAAUAGAUUAGUAUUGCCUGUAGCAACUUUUCAAAAAAAGAAUUAUAUGUUUAUAUGCAUAAAAUACAUAGCCUACUUUUAUGUCUCCUAAAGCUCACUACAGAUUUUUAUUGACCCUUGAUUUAAAAAAAAAUUUAUAAAAGACUUUAAUUUCAGUUGCAAUUUAAUCAUGAUUGAAGAAAGUGAAGCUUGACACAUAAAAUGUGCUCAAUUAAUGAAUGAAUGAGGCUUAAAGUAUUUCCCUGGGAGAUUGAACACUAGCUCUUUGGAGAAGUAUUUUGGGAGCUCAGUGGUACAGCAGAGUGAUUUCAAACCUGGUUUUAUUCCUAGUACUGAGCAAUUACUUAAGUAUGUUGAGCAUUACAAUAGGUAGUCAGGGAAAAUACAAAGGAAGAAGGUUUGUAAUCUAGUGAGGGUUCUAAACAAAACUUAGGAUAUAAGGAAGUUGUAAAUGUUGGGUUAUAAAUUCUGCUGAGGAUAAUAACCGUAUCUGUUCUUAGUGUUGAGCUCUCUGGCACAAAGCAGGUGUUUACUAUAGAUCUGGUGAAUGACUGUACUAAAUAAAAAUUGAGGAGAAGAAUUGUAAGUAUCAAUUAUAAUAUGAACAUUUGUUUUGUUUAAGUACCAAGGUAUAUAUAUACAAGAUGGUAUAAAAUACAGCCUUACUCUUACAGAGGCAGACCUAUGUACAAUACUGAGGCAAAAGCAAGAUACAUAGGUAGAAGGAUAAUGGGCUAAGGUAGAUGUAAUUUUAAAAAGUUUCAUUGAAAAAGUUCAGUUUUGAUAAAGGUUUUGAGUAAGUAACAAUGAAGGGAUGUAAAGUAAAAAAAAAAAAUCUAGUGAUUGGGAGGUACCAAAUGUAAAGCUGAGAGAGGUUUAAGUUAUUAAGGAAAGAAAAGAUAGGAGCAAUGUAUUUUUAAGCUUUUUAAAAACUGAUAUAUAAUUCAUAUAUCAUAAAAUUCAGUGGUUUUUAGAAUAUUCAUAUAUUUGUGCAACAAUCACCACAAUCAAUUUUUGAACAUUUUCAUCACCCCAAAAGAAAACUUAUACACAUUAUCAGUAACUUCUUUUCCCUCCUUCCCAGCCCCUGGCAAUCACUAAUCCACUUUGUGUCCAAAUGGAUUUGCCUACUUGGGGCUUUUCAUAUGAAUGGAGUCAUACAAUGUGUGGCCCUUUGUCUGGCUUCUAUCAAUUAGCAUUCAUUGUUUGGAUGGACAUGUGGGUUGUUUCCCCCUUUUUAUUUAUGAAUAAUGCUGCUACGAACAUUCAUGUACAAGUUUUUGUGUAGACACGUUUACAGUUCUCUCGGCUAUAGUACUAGGAGUGGAAUUGCUGGUACAUACAGUAUCUUUAUGUUUACCUUUUUGAGGAUGUGCCAAACUCUCUUCCAAAGCAGAUGUACCAUUUUACAACCCUACCAGCAAUGAAUGAGUCUUCUAUCCUACUGAGUGUGAAGUGGUAUCUCAUUGUGGUUUUGAUUUGCAUUUCCCUAAUGACUAAUGAGCAUAUCUUGAGCUCAUUGGCCAGUUGCAUAUCUUCUUUGGAAAAAUGUCUAUUCAAAUACCCAUUUUUAAAUGAGCUAUUCAUCUUUUUAUUGUUGAGUUGUAAGGGUUAUUUAUAUAUUCUGGUUAGAAGACCCUUAUCGGAUGUGAUUUUGUUUUGUAUUCUUUUACGGAAUGGUAAGUCAGGUUUGGCCACAAGAGAAGACACAGGAGAGGCUCAGGAAAGUAAUUAUGCUCAAACAUCUUAGAGACAGAAGGCACUGCACACAUAGGGCCAAAUGGGAAAGGCACCAGGGUGGUCAGGAGGCUGGGGGGCCAUGCCUAUAUUGGUGUUUCUGAGUGAAAGGCAGUGUGGGUCAGGGUAAACAGUUUAGGAUUGGCUAGUUGGAGUAAUUUUGGUGGGCUUUGGACUAUAUGGGUGGUCUCCAGUUGCCUGGUUCCUAGCCCUGGGAUUACUAAGGCAGAAGAAUAUUUUCCUCCUGGGGUUCAGGGCCAGAUACAGGAGGUAUGGCUCUGGAUUGGUUAGCUGGCAUAUCAAAACAUGCUCUUAGCUUGGUCCUUUGCUAUCUCUAAGAACUGGCUACCUGGGGAGGGGCAGUCUCUCCCUAGCCAGAAGGGUUUUUUAAGAUGUAAAAACAACACAAUGUGCAGAAAAUUAUAUAUACACACACACAAUACACAUUUAGAAAUAUUUUCUCCCAUUCUGUGGGUUGUCUUUUUACUUUCUUGAUGGUGUCUUUUGAUGCACAAAACUUAAAUUUGAUGAAGUCCAAUUCUCUUUCUUUUUCCUUUGGUUGCUUGUGCUUUUGGUAUCAUGUCUACGAAACCACUGUCUAAUGCAAGCUCGUGACAAUUUACCUCUAUAUUUUCUUCUAAGAUUUUUAGAGUUUUAGUUCUGAAAUUUUGGUCUUUAACAUUUUUAGUUAAUAUUCUUAUAUGAUGUGAGAUAGGUGUCCGGCUUCUUUCUUUUGCAUUUGGAUAUCCAGUUGACCCAGCAUCAUUUGUUGAAAAGACUAUUCUCUUGCCAUUGAAUUGUCUUGACACUCUUGUCAAAAAUCACCUGACCAUGAAUAUAAAGUUUGGUCCAAGGACAGAGGGAAUGAAAAGUGCACAACGAACUGAGGAGCUAUCUUAAAACCAAAAAAUAAGGCAGGUAGUUCCAUACAAUCAAUGGAGCAGUUUAUUAUUGGGUAACUUACAUACAGGGUGGAAUCGGGUGGACAGCAGCCCCUCUGCAGUAGAGCAAUUCUCCACACUGUCAAGGGGCCACUGAGACAACUUUAUGUCAAACUAGGGCAUGAGGGUACAUAUUCAGAGACAGGGCGUGCAUUCCUAAGUCAAGACUGCAUCUAAUUUAUGAGUAACUAGUCUUGUGGGCACCAGGAUAACAUCAGCGAAGGUCUUACCAUAGUUUGAAGACUCACACAGCAUAUAGGCCACCUGGAACUAAUGAACAUUAAACAGUAUCUAUUAGCUACAAAGCUCUUGACAAUAGAGAAGAGAUUUACCACACAGUACAGUCCCAGGUAGGGUCAGUGGAAGGACAGGAGAAACUGAACAGGCCCAAAAUGGCGUUAGUUAUGCUAACUGUGAAACAAAUUCUACACCAUUCUCUAUUCUAUUAAUCUAUAUGUCUAUCCUUAUGCUUUGAUUACUUGGUAACUAUAGCUUUAUAAUAAGUUAGAAAUUGGGAAAUUUGAAUCCUUCAACUAUAGCCUUUCUCAAGAAUGUGUUGGCUAUUUUGGGUCCCAUGCAUUUCUAUAUGAAUGCAAAAAAAAAAA
Molecule: messenger RNA, 5304 nt
Organism: Vicugna pacos (alpaca)
Lineage: Eukaryota; Metazoa; Chordata; Mammalia; Artiodactyla; Camelidae
Source: RefSeq, a predicted model, not a curated record